Messenger RNA from Paramecium octaurelia, 1122 nucleotides. Lineage: Eukaryota; Ciliophora; Oligohymenophorea; Peniculida; Parameciidae. The record is from the annotation of a GenBank genome assembly.
AUGUAGGAUAUCUUAGAAUAUUUAGUAACUUGGAGUUGUGAUCAAGGACAAUCUGAGGUCGAGGGCAUUUGCAUAACUUGCUCAUCUAACUGCACGAAUUGUACAUUUCCUUAUUCCUGUGACUCAUGUAUGCCAGGCUUCUAUGUUACUGCCAUCUUCUACUAAUGCGGUGCUUGCCAAAAUGGAUGCGAAGUAUGUACCGUAAAUGCACUUUCAAUAAAAACUUGUUAAACUUGUUUUCCUAAGUUUUAUAAAUCUGGUUCAAAUUGUUUCGCUUGCCCAACCUAUUGUGCUACUUGCACUUCUAGCUCAGUAUGUUAAAGUUGCCUGGAUCACUAUUUUCUUAGUUCAAAUCUGUGCUAUGCUUGUGAUAGUUCUUGUAAGGCAUGUUCAAAUACUUCUAAUAUUUGUACAGAAUGUGACGUUGGCAAAUUCCUUUAGUAUAAUUCAUGUGAAUUUUGUUUAUCCCCAUGUUCUGCUUGCAUCGGAGAUUCACUGAAUUGUACUGCUUGCAUAGACAAUAAAAAAAAAGUAGUCUUGAAUUAAUGUGUUUGCAAAGAUGGAUAUUACGCUGAUUAAUUAGAUUAGUGUGUUCUAUGCACUGCACCCUGUUCAAAGUGUGAAACUGAUGCUAGUACUUGUACUGAAUGUAUCUCUGGGUUUACAUUAAAUUUGAGUACAUAACAAUGUGCAUGUGCCUUUGGUUAUUGUUAAGUAGGUAAUACAUGUCAAGAAAGUGCAUAUCCCUGUGAAACUUGUGUAGAGAGUCCUAAUAAAUGUUUAACUUGUGUUGAUAUUAAUUAAAUAGUAACUGAUUCUAAUGAAUGCAUAUGUUAAACAGGUUGGAUUUUAAAUACUAAUGGAAAUGCAUGCGUCUAAUGCUAAGCACCAUGUGCAGAAUGUAUAACUUAAAUAAGUAAAUGUGUAACCUGUAAAGAUGAAUUACAUUAAUAACUUGAUACUUGUCAGUGUGAUAUUGGAUGGAUGUUUGACAUUAAUUUCUUAUGCAUAGCUUGCUAAUAACCAUGUAAAACUUGUGAAAUUAUUACUACUAACUGUUUGACAUGUUUAGANAAUUUAUAUUAUGAUAUCACUAAAAUUAUUCACUAUUAAUCUAUUUGA